Molecule: messenger RNA, 5187 nt
Organism: Scylla paramamosain (green mud crab)
Lineage: Eukaryota; Metazoa; Arthropoda; Malacostraca; Decapoda; Portunidae
Product: organic cation transporter protein-like
Exons: 12
Coding region: 609-2414 (601 amino acids)
Biological process (GO): transmembrane transport
Cellular component (GO): membrane
Molecular function (GO): transmembrane transporter activity
Source: RefSeq, a predicted model, not a curated record
GCCUGACACUUGUCCACAGGAGACGCCACGGUGAAGGAUCGGUCGUAUUCUGAAACAGUAUUGCGCCAUCCCUCCACAACAUUCAGAAGGCUGUAUUCGAAGUGAUACGAGUGUUUUUCUUACGGUUCUAGUAACUGAUUAACAAGAUUUCUUCAUUUUUAACAGGAGGGAAAGUCUCGAGAACACAGUUUAUAAUCUCUGUGGCUUUUGAAAACAAUCGUGGUGAAAGAGCAAAGCGGACCACAGUUGCGAGAGUUACUUUAGAGAGAGAGAGAGAGAGAGAGAGAGAGAGAGAGAGAGAGAGAGAGAGAGAGAGAGAGAGAGAGAGAGAGAGAGAGAGACGUCCUUCCUCCGUUAAUCUUAUCUGAUAGAGCAUCUGUUUGAAGAGGGAAGCGGUGAUGCCCAUAUGACGAACGUUGCGGCAGUCUAAAGGAGGUCAAGACAGCUCCCGACCGCGUCCCAGGAGAAGAGGAACUCACAAAGGCCUGCAAAGGCGCUUUCACAAUCGAGCACCCGAAGUCACAAGUAGUAUGCAAAGUUUCCGAUGUGUGUAGAGUCUUCGCUAUCCGUUUGUCAUCUAAAGUACUAGUGAAGUUAAUUUAAGCGUCAUGACAGCCCAGAGUCAUGAUCCCGAGGCCGCGACUGAAGCAGGGGACGCGGAGGCGAAGGAGACAGCGACGAUGAUGAAGCAAGAGAAGAGCCGAGAUGACAGAGAAAACGGGGAUGCGAGUAAAAUGUCUGGACGGGUCGGGAAUGCCUCGGAGGGCUUCCGACACGUGCUGCAGCAGGUGGGCGACUACGGCAGGUGGCAAAUAAAGGUGUUUCUCGUGGCCUCCUUCUGCGGGAUGUUUACGGCCUUCCAUAACCUGAGUGCCGCCUUCAUCGCAGCCACUCCCGAACACUGGUGUCACGUGGCCCCCCUUGACGACAUCACCGACUCCUCCUCCUCUUCCUAUGAUCUGCGCAACGGCUCCGUGCCCUGGAUCGUGGAGUGGGAUGGCAAGGGCGGAUACUCCUCCUGCAGUUACUACGACAGGAACUGGACGGGGCUGGUGGCGGGCGGGCUGCAGGAGGAGGACUUGCCGUUGCUACCCACCGCCGGCGUGCCCACCACUGACUGCAAGGACUGGAUGUACGACCACUCUGUUUACGAGACGACCGCUGUGGAGGAAUGGGGGCUGGUGUGCAGUAACAAGUACCGCAUGUCGCUGAUCCAGUCCACAUACAUGGCCGGGGUGUUGGCAGGGGCUGUGGUGCUAAGUGAACUGGCUGACAAGUUUGGGCGCCGCACCAUCUCCCUCAUCUCAGCACUGGGCUUUGUGGUGUCUGCCAUCAGCAUCGCCUUCACCACCCAUUACUCCCUCUUCCUCACCUUCAGGUUCCUCGUUGCUGCCUUCGGGUCUGGGCUCUUCCUCCCUAACUUUGUGAUUGUGAUGGAGACGGUGGGGCCAGAGGGACGCACCACCAUGGGCAUGCUGUACCAGUGCUUCUUUGCUGUUGGCUUCAUGCUGCUGCCAGGCAUUGCCUACUUUGUCAACAAUUGGAGGAACCUUCAGCUCUGCAUAUCCAUCCCCAGCAUCCUCUUGCUGCUCUACUAUUGGGUGCUGCCAGAGUCCCCACGAUGGCUGAUGAUGCAGGGGAGGUUUGAGGAAGCUGUCAAGAUUCUCAAGAACAUUGCCAAGACUAAUAGAUCCUCAAUGCCACCAAGGGAGGAGCUGGAUGCCCUUCGUGAAAGCUUUGAGUUUGAGCGCAAAAAAAGUGAGGAGAUAGAGGAGAGCUUGUUAAAGAAAUUCAUUAACUUCUUCAGGAGCAUAAUCACCCUUCUAAGCACCCGGAACAUAAGGCGCCGCUGUUUGAUCAUCUUCUUUGCCUGGUUCGUGGUGAGCAUGGUGUACUACGGCCUCACCUUCAGCGGCGGCAACAUCAAUGCCUCGCCCUACCUCCUCGUCUUCCUCUCCGGCCUGGUGGAGAUCCCCUCGUACUUCCUUGUCUGCUGGACUCUCAAGAAGUUCGGGAGACGAUUGAAUCUCUGUGUGCUGUUCACCAUCUGUGGUACUGCUUGCCUCCUCAUCCUUGCUGUGCCUAAGGAAAUGGUGUGGUUGAACAUGACGCUGGCCACAGUGGGGAAGUUCUUCAACUCAGCAGCCUUUGCUGUGUCGUACAUCUACUCCGCCGAGCUUGUGCCAACAGGAGUGAGGAACAUUGCAGUGGGCACGUCCUCCAUGUGUGCCCGAAUAGGUUCUGCCAUAGCCCCCUUCAUUGUCGAUCUCCUGGGAGACCUCCACUAUGCCGUGCCCUCCACUGUGUUUGGCCUGCUCUCUGUGGCUGCUGGCCUGCUGGCUCUGCUGCUCCCAGAGACAGACAAGAUGCACCUCCCAGAGACAGUGGAAGAAGUGGAGGCCCUGCCGAGAUAGUUUGGCUGGGUGGUGGUGGAAUAAUUUUCAUCCCCCUUCACCACACUACACCUGCUGUUACUUCCUCACCAUGCACACACCUGCCCAGGAAGCUGUGUCUAACUCACUGUCCUGUUUCUUUGUAGCAUGGGACAAAGCACAAUGUACACAAGUGUGUUGUGCUUGCCUGAAGACUGUUUUGUAAGGACAAAGGCAAUUUUUUUAGGUUCUCAUUAGAGUUUUUCCCACUGAUGAUGCAGAGGUGUAUAAACUAUUAUUACUAGAACCAUGAAAUUCCCUUGAAAAGAAAACUCCUGCUGCAGUCUAUUAAAAGUACUCCAGAUAAGAUCCACAAGCAUUUGAGGACACAAUUCAUGUUGGUCUGUUUGUAGGAAUGUUUGUCUCAGCUAGUGGUACUUUUAUUUCACAUAAGCCUGUUUUCUCCAGUGGAUGCCGACCAGAUGGCAGUGUUCCAUAAUUCACAACACAGAACAUUUUUGUAAUAACAAUUAUCAAGUUUGUGAGAACUGAAAAUUUCUUGUACAUUAAAGGCAUCUUAAAUUGCUUCUUACUUUUUAGACAAGAAUUCUCUAAUCUUUCUUCAGCCGACUGAUGGUCUUGACACAUCCUUAUAUAUAGACACCUAUUGGGGAAAAAGGCUGCUUAUGUGAAGAAUGUAUUCAUACCUAACUGUGCUGUUAAUCAGAAUUGUUACAACAACCACUAGUUAUAAUGAUGCAUUUCAUUUCACAUUACUUGUGUUCGAUGUUGAAAUCGACACUGAAAUUUUGUGAGAAAUGAGAAAAUGAGUUGUAUUUUGUGACAACUGAUAAGAUCAUUAGUAAGUGUGAAUCUGUAUUACAGUGAAUGUGGUGUUGAAACAGUUGGCCACAGAUAAAUGACUGAUUUCAUAAGGGUAGUGUUUGUCUAAUCAAGAAUGCAUACAGGUACAAGUACUGUAUAGCAUCUCUGACAAUGAUUUCAUAAGGGUAGUGUUUGUCUAAUCAAGAAUGCAUACAGGUACAAGUACUGUAUAGCAUCUCUGACAAAAGGAAAAAUUGUAUGCUGAAUUCAGAAAGAAAUUUUAAGCUUUACCUCAAGAUAUCACAAAGCAUACUUGGACUUGAAAUACAAUUACAUUGUAACAGACUGGAAUGGUGUGAAAAAUUAUCCAAGACAACACCAGCCUAGGUAUUGCAGUGGCAGGGCAGACACAGCUCACCAGAAUCUGCUAAGUCUUGAUAAUCUUGGACCAAUUGGUAACAUGUCAAACUUUUAUGUUUAGUGUGAGUGAGAGGCCAGAAGUCUGAUCCCCAGCCAUUCCCUCUCAUGGCUGUCCUCCAGAUCGAUUCUUCAGCAUUUAUAAUUAUCAACCAUGAACACAUUUAUGACUAUUCUCAGAUGUUUUAGUGUCUUCUUACUACUGACAGGUUGAAAGCUACUAGAGUUUUCAAGGGCAUUUGCAUGAUUCUAGUGAUAACAGAUUCUACAUUGUCAAUUGGAAAAAGAAACAACCCUACUAGUAAUCUCUGUGGCCUUUGCAAAGAUGAUGAGAGAGCAAAGAGCUAAGAAUACAAGCUUCAGUACAAACUGUGAACAACAAUAACAUCCCCUAUCUGGCUGAGGUACCUGGACAGGGAUGCACGGUGAGGGUAACACAGUGCAAAGGGACUUGUAUCCUUAUCAUUGGCAAGCAAUAAUGAAGAAAUGUUACAUCUACUGUGCUCUUAAGGUAGUGAAGAAACCAGGAAAAGGUAUCAAAAAUAACUUCAACUAAAACUAUCAUUUCCAUUACACUAAUGUGCUCUUAAGAUAGUGGGAAAGUGAAAGAGGUUCUAUCAGAUACUCCCACUAUAAAUACCACAACCACCAUCACCACAGCUGUGUUGCAUCUACCUCUGCACUGCCACCACCAUAUCAAGUCCAAACCAGACCCUCCCAACAACAAGGUGCCAAGACUUCUUGCUUUCAAAGCUGCCAGUGAGCUUAGAAACAUUGGUCUAUUCCUCAGUGUACCUGAAAGAAAAUAGAGAAAGUUUGUAAUAAUAAUAUAGUAAUAAUAAUAGUCACUAGAGAAAUAUGGCAGUGAUGGAUGAUAAAACAUGAAAUAAGAAACAAAACUGCAGCAUACUAAAGUAAACCGGUGAGGAAAUGUGGUAAAAUGCUGAGAGAUAAUACACUGAAGAAAAAGAAAUAAAUAUGGUAAAUUGAUGGAAAAAAAGUCUAACAUACUAAGAGAGACAGGUAGACAAACAGAUGAAUUAUAAAUAAAGAGAAACAUGGUAAAAUUAUGGGAGAUGAUGCACAAAAGAAAUAGAAAAUGUACAGAAGAUUAAGGCAAAGUGGUGAAAAAAAAAUGUUACCUACAUUAUUAAAACAAUGCAUGACAGAAGAGAAAGGAAGGAAUAUAACCAAAUUCUUAUCUGCAGCAAAACAUCAUGUGUUUUGUUGAGAUUUGCCAGAAGUUUAAAAGAUUAAGAAUUACAACAUUGAUUUAAAGAAAUAUGAAAAAGGUAAGAAAAUUGUGGGUGAAUUCAUUCAGACUUACAAAAAAGGAAGAAAAGGUAAUGGUUCUCUUACUUCAAACAAAGAAAAUAGGAAAAAAUAUUGAUCCCUGCACAACAAUAUCCUCAGGUAAAAAGGAGAAACACAAGACAGGCAAGCAGAGGCAAGGAAUGAACAGAGAAGUGAAGACACUGAAAUAUACAGCCCCCUGGAGCAACAAUUUUAUUAUACCUGUGUUUUGUGAUGUUUUGUUUCAUACGACUGAAAUAAAUUAAGAUUUGUAAUUUUA